Indicator indicator is the source of this 2476-nucleotide messenger RNA. It is a transcript of the gene PATL1, whose product is annotated as PAT1 homolog 1, processing body mRNA decay factor. Lineage: Eukaryota; Metazoa; Chordata; Aves; Piciformes; Indicatoridae. The transcript is spliced from 19 exons. Gene Ontology annotation, molecular function: RNA binding. Gene Ontology annotation, cellular component: P-body. The record is from RefSeq and is a predicted model, not a curated record. Gene Ontology annotation, biological process: deadenylation-dependent decapping of nuclear-transcribed mRNA; P-body assembly. The coding region runs from base 14 to 2308 and encodes 764 amino acids.
CGCCGCCGCCGCCAUGUUCCGGUAUCAGUCCCUGGAGGACUGUCCACUGGAUGAGGAUGAAGAUGCCUUCCAGGCCCUGGGGGAGGAAGAUGAAGAUAUUGACCAGUUCAAUGAUGACACGUUUGGAGCUGGGGCUGUCGAUGACGACUGGCAGGAGGCACACGAGCGGCUGGCAGAACUGGAGGACAAACCAGUGGCCAACAGGGAACAGGAUGGACCCAGUGGGGAGGAUUCAGACCUUCUGGGUGAGCCUGAGGACACCUUGGCUGAACGUCUGACCAGGCUGGUCAUUGACAGCGAGCUGGAGGACCCUGCCAUCAUGCAGGCUGUGCAGACCAAGGUCCCCACGCAGCAGCCUGGAGGGUUGAAUUCCAGCAUCUGGGACAGCUCAGCAGUCCUGCGGCGGAUCCGGGGACCUCUUCUCACUCAGGAGAUGCCCUCUGUGUCCGUGCUGGACUAUGCUCUGCCUCAGAGACCCCCUCAAACUCGAGAGGAGGAGCGGGACCCCUCGGAGCGGGCACUGCCGCGCCGCUCAUCGUCCCCUGUCAUCGGCAGCCCCCCGGUCCGGGCUGUUCCCAUUGGCACCCCUCCCAAGCAGGCUGCAGUGCCCAACUUCAACCAGCAGAUCCUGUGUCCAAAGCCUGUCCACAUCCGAGCUACAAUGCCGCAGCGCUACCCUGCUCCCUAUGGCGAGAGGAUGUCCCCCAACCAGCUCUGCAACGUCCCGAAUUCCUCCCUUUUGGGCCACCCUUUCCCUCACAGUGUCUCUCCCGUCCUCACUCACCUGCAGAGAGCGCAGCUGCUUGGAGGAGCCCAGGUAAAGCCCGGCCGAAUGUCCCCCAGCCAGUUUGCUCGUGUCUCUGGGCUGGUUGGGAGCCCCCUUCCCUCCGUCAAUCCCAAGCUGCUCCAAGGCAGAGUUGGGCAGAUGAUGUCUCCUGCCAGCGGGUUUCGUGCCUUUUUCGGGGCUCCCCCGGCUCCCUCGCAGCCGCAGCACCCGCCGGGCCCCGCCUCCCACCUGCAGAGCCUCAGGCCCCAACCCCAGAUGUUCCGGCCGGAUACCACCCAUCUGCACCCCCAGCACCGCCGGCUCCUGCACCAGCGACAGCAGCAGAACCGAAACCAGCACCGGAGCCUCAACGGCUCGGUUGGGGACCGAGGGGGCCACCGGAGCAACCAGCAGGAGCGUAAAGAUCCCUAUGCCAACCUCAUGCUGCAAAGGGAGAAGGAUUGGGUGUCCAAGAUCCAGAUGAUGCAGCUCCAGAGCACUGAUCCCUACCUAGAUGACUAUUACUACCAGAAUUACUUCCAGAAGCUGGAGAAGUUGGCAGCAGCAGAGGAAGUGCACGGGGAUGGUCCCAAGAAGGAACGCACUAAACUCAUCACACCUCAGGUGGCAAAGCUGGAGCACACCUACAAGCCAGUGCAGUUCGAGGGCUCGCUGGGGAAGCUCACGGUCUCCAGCGUCAACAACCCUCGCAAGAUGAUCGAUGCGGUGGUCACCUCCCGCAGCGAGGAUGAUGAGACAAAGGAGAAGCAGGUUCGAGACAAGAGGCGCCAGACCCUUGUCACAAUCGAGAAGACCUACAGCCUCCUCCUGGACGUGGAGGACUAUGAGAGACGCUACCUCCUGAGCCUGGAAGGCGAGCGGCCGGCCCUGAUGGGUGAGAGGAAGCAGAAGAUCUGUGACAUGUAUGACAAUCUGAGGGGGAAGGCACCUGGGCAGGACAGGCCAAGCGAUGACCACUUCAUGCAGAUCAUGUGCAUCCGCAAAGGGAAGCGCCUGGUGGCCCGGAUCCUCCCCUUCUUGUCACCUGAACAAGCAGCUGAUGUCCUCAUGGCAACAGCCAGGAACUUGCCCUUCCUCAUCAAGAAGGAUGCUCAGGAUGAGGUGCUGCCCUGCCUGUUGAGGCCCUUCUCACACGUUCUCUACCACCUCCCUUUGGGGACUGUCACCAGCCUUGUGCAGCAGCUAACGAACCUACCUCAGAGCGCGACCGCGUCGGCGCCCACCAACCUGCACCUCACUGCUGUGCUCCAAAACAAGUUCGGUCUGUCCCUGCUGUACUUGGUCCUGAGCCGUGGGGAGGAGCUGCAGAGCUCGGAUGCAAACACGGAGCUGAUGCAGGACAACCAGUGGACUGAGCUGAUGCUGAUGGCAACCAGGGAGCUGCUGCGCAUCCCUCAGGCUGCCCUGGCCAAGCCUGUGUCCACCCCUUCCAACUUGAUCUCCCUCUUCUCUCGCUACGUUGACCAGCAGAAGCUGAACCUGCUGGAGACAAAAUUGCACUUAGUGCACGGGAUCCGGUAGAUCUCCUCAGCACGGAGUGAUCCAGAGGAUGGAUGAAUGGAUGGAUGGAUGGAUGGAGGGCAGGCAGAUCUCCCCUCCCCCCCACCUCACCCUGACACCCAGCUCGGUGCCCCCCACCCCAAAAAAUCCUCUCUCAGGGUGGGCUGGGGCGGGGGGGGGAAAGUGUUU